UUACUGGCUUCUGCCCUUUCUGGGUCACUGCUGGGGAGAUGAGGAGCGCGAGCGGCACGAUAAAACCGCACUCCUGCCGGAGAGCCACGGGCGAGCGUGCCGGGAGCGCCCACCCACCGGCUGCUCCCACCCUGCCCGCCUGCGUCGCUGGGUGAAAUCACCGCCUCGCCUGCGCGGAGCCGCGGACAGGCACGUGUCGGCGGGCGGGCAGGGGCCGGGAGCUGCCGCCCGGAGCUGCCGAGAGGAGCGGAGCGGGAGGAACUUUACCCGAACUCGGGCGCUGAGGGCUGCGGCGGCGGCGCCCCGGGGCGGCCAACCCGCUCGGCGGAGCGCGGCCCGGCGCUGUCCGCGGUGCUGGCGCUGCCCCGGCUGCUGGCGCCGUCUCCGGUUCCGGCCCGGUCCCGGCCCGACUCCUUUCGGAUGAUGCAAUCGGCGUCGCCCUCUGCGCUCCCGUCCCCGCGCCUCUGAGCGGAGCGGAUCCGAGCAGGGCGGCGCGGCAGAGCGCGGGAGCGGAGCGGCACAGCGGGCGGCCCCGGCGGGGACAUGGGAGCGCCGCGUUCCGCGCUGCCCGGGCGGCUGCCGCCGCGGGAGUCGCUGGAGCCUUUCAGCCCUUAGCGCGGGCUGCGGGGUUUCUGCAAGUCAUCUGAGGCAGCGUCCCCCGCAGCGCGUUCCCCCGCUCUCCCUUGGCCCCACUCUCAAGGAACCCGAUCGGAUUUAUUUGGGAUUUUUGUGCUUUUCCCCUCCCCCCUUUGUGCUGUGUGUCUUGUUUUCUGGUCACCUGCCGUGGUUAACUUUUUUCAUGACUCGGUUUAACUCUCGAGAUCUACACGAAUGUUGUUAAGAGCACUUUUCUUGCCUUUGCUGUCCCUUGCUGGGAUCGGAUCUGAUACUAUCUGGACUCUAUGUGCCUGUAUGUGUGUUCUGAGUGUCUUGAAAUUUUGCUUUCCUUUCCAAGAGCUAUGCAUUAUUUGUAACCAAGAAGACCAGUGAAUUACCAUAGGCUGGGCUUGACCUUGAUUUUGAUGGCUUUGUUGGAAGAUCUAAUGAUGUGAUUGUGUUUCACGAAGGGAUUUUUCUCCAGCCCCAGUGGCUUAGGAUAUAAGACACUUCUAUCACAUUGCUACUUAUGGACAAUUCAGAUAUUUUUUUAGACAUACCUUUUGGAUUUUUUUUCUUUCCUUGCUUCCCCUUUCCCCCGUUUCACCUUAAUACUGGAGCCUUAUUCUAGACUUUGAUGUGACUGACUAUCCUUCGUGCUACUGUUUUCUUUUUUAAAGUACAAUGGCUCUAAGUGGCAACUGCAGGACUUACCUCCCUGCCCGAGAGCAGGGGUCUGGGCUGCAAUCCUUCCCAGAGGUUGUGGAGCUAAACGUGGGUGGCCAGGUUUACUUCACUCGCCACUCCACCUUGGUUGGCACCCCUCACUCCUUGCUGUGGAAAAUGUUCACCCCAAAAAGAGACACAGCCAACGAUCUGGCCAAGGACUCCAAGGGAAGAUUCUUCAUUGACAGAGAUGGUUUCCUUUUUCGCUAUAUUCUGGACUAUCUCAGGGACAAGCAAGUUGUUCUGCCUGACCACUUCCCUGAAAAGGGAAGGCUCAAGAGGGAGGCUGAGUAUUUCCAGCUCCCGGACUUGGUCAAAAUCCUGACUCCUGAUGACAGCAAGCAAAGCCCCGAUGAUUAUUGCCACAGUGACUACGAAGAGGUCUCCCAGGGCAGCGACACGAGAAUAUGCCCCCCUCCAUCUCUCUUACCAUCAGAUCGAAAGUGGGGAUUCAUUACCAUUGGGUACCGGGGUUCAUGCACUAUUGGCAGGGAGAGCCAAGCAGAUGCCAAAUUCAGGAGGGUCCCAAGGAUUUUGGUUUGUGGAAGGAUCGCUUUGGUCAAAGAGGUCUUUGGAGAAAGUUUGAAUGAAAGCAGAGAUCCAGACAGAGCUCCAGAAAGGUACACCUCCAGGUUUUAUCUCAAGUUCAAGCAUCUGGAGAGGGCUUUUGACAUGUUAUCUGAGUGUGGAUUCCACAUGGUGGCCUGCAACUCCUCUGUGACGGCAUCCUUUGUCAAUCAGUACACUGAUGACAAGGUCUGGUCCAGCUACACUGAAUAUGUCUUCUACCGUGAGCCGUCCCGCUGGGCCUCAUCCCACUGCGACUGCUGCUGCAAAAACGGCAAAGGCGAGAAGGAGGGUGAGAGUGGCACAUCCUGCAAUGAGCUGUCAACAUCCAGCUGUGACAGCCAGUCGGAAGGCAGCUCCCCACAGGAGACCGUCAUCUGCGGCCCCGUCACGCGACAGACCAACAUCCAGACGCUGGACCGCCCAGCCAAGAAGGGCCCCGUGCUGCUCCUGCAGCACUCCGAGAGCCGGCGCAAGAGCGACCUGCUGCGGACGCUCACCUCGGGCUCCCGUGAGUCCACUGCUGGCAAGAAGAAGGCUGUGAAGGAGAAGCUCUCCAUCGAGGAGGAGCUGGAGAAGUGCAUCCAGGAUUUCCUCAAGAUCAAAAUCCCGGACAGGUUUCCAGAAAGGAAGCAUCCCUGGCAGUCGGAACUGCUGCGGAAGUACCACCUAUAGGUGGGAUGGUACCCAUUGCUGUUACAGCGGGAUACGGAGCGAUACGGAAAUAAUUCCUGAUAGUAAUUAUGUGUUAGGUCACAAAGAAAAAACCAAUCCAUCUCUAUAAUACUGCCUAAUUUGCCUAUCUCACCUUAACAUUUAUAGUUGUAGGGUAAUGAUAUUUUUCCAGUUGUGGAAGCACAAUGACAAAUGUUUUUCUAUGUCAACUCUGAGUCUUACACAAGCAGAGUACCUUAAGGGCACACAGGGCUGGCAGUGUGCACUGCUUUGCUCUCUGCGGGUGUGCAGCUCCGUGUCCGGGGGCAGCAGGGCUGUGAGAGCAAUGUGCUGGGACAGCAUUGCCUUCAGCGCCUGGGUGUGGGUGUGCACACAUAUAUAUGUGUGUAUAUACAUCUCCAUGUAUAUAUAUGUAUAUAUAUAUAUAUAUCAGUAUCUAUUGCUGACAGAUUGCCUGGCUCCCUCCUGAUCACUGCACUUUCUCAGGAAAGAGCACUGUUAGCAGCUGUGGAUGGUCGGCUCUUUGCAAUCUCUGUGGGCUGCAGCAGAACCCCCUCACUCCAUCUCUCCUUUCCCUUUUCUGAGGCACCGUGAAUGCAGUUCCCUGCAGACAGGGACAGGGCUCUCUGUUGCUGUGUUCCAUGUGUUUCUGGUGCUCUCUCUCCAUUGCCCCUCACCCUCUCUGUGUCCCUGGGCUCUGUGGGGGCAGUGGGCUCAGCCCAUGCAGGUGGCAGGGCAGGCACAGCAGGCUCCCAUCUGGUGCAGAAGAAAAUACUGGAGAUGAUCAGCCUGAUGAGACGUGCUUAAUGCUCUGACUGGCAGGGAAUGGGUCUUUGGGUCAUCAGCAGUGCUAUGCCAGCUGUGUGCAGUCCAGAGAACUGGAAAUGAACCGCAUGGAGUGUCCCUGGGGCUGUGGAAAGGGAAGGGUGCAGAGUGGCACAGCUGCAGGGGGGAACAAGCCUUGGGGUGCUCAGAGAAAUGAUUCUACAUAUAUGGGGCUGUGGGAAUGGAUGGCUCAUCUCAGACUUAUUUAGCAUCUUCCAGGCUCCAGAGCUCCUGAAUUUGAGACCGCCAUGGGAGAUGAUGUCAGUGUGCACAAGUUAUCAUUGCUGAUCCUAAGGCAGUUUCAGUGAGGGGCUCCUCUGCGCUUGCAGGGCUCUGUUGUUCCCACAUCAGGGAGCUUUUGUUUUGCCAGGAGGACCAUAAGGGCUGCAUAAACAGAGCAUCGUACCCAUGGUGUGGCUGUACUGUUUUGGUGAGGGUGCACGUGGGCCAAAUGAUUUUUUUCCCCUAUACUUUUCCCCUAUAUUUUUCUCAUGUAUGCACCACAAAGAUGCUUUACAGUGCUCUGGUGGACAGGCUGUGGGGUUUUAGUUCCAGCCUGGGGCUUGGUUUGUUCCUUUCUUUGCAAAGCAGUGUGCAGAGGGCACCGCUGGUCUGCCUGGUACUGGCAGUGACUGUGGGAGCUGGGACCCCCAAGUACCCCCAGGCCCAGGAGGGACCCCCUCCCCCUCCCUGCCCCACAGUGCUGUUGCAUGUGGUCUGAGUCCCUGACAUGUCAGCCCCAUGUGUACCAUGGUACGAACUACUUGUCCAGUCCUAUGGAUAGAUUAUGCCCCUGCGGGGUUUUGUAGAUUAAUAGUAAAAAACAACAAUGACAACAGCAACAACAAUGACAACAACAACAAAGCACUUUUAAAUUAUUUAUAUUAUAAAAAGACAUUCUUUAUUUUUCUCGGCAUCGAUAUCACUUAGCUACAGUGACCGGUUUGUAAGAAUGCUACUGAAGAUUUUAAUCUAUAGCAAUGACCGAGCAUGGGAUGCAGCUCUGGGGGCCGUGGUGGGGGUGGGGGCUGUGGGUGGUGCCUCCCCAGUCCCACUCAAAUCACAGCCCAGAGCUCACAAGGCACGCAGUGACUUCGCCGCGGUGGAGUCCAUCUAUUGCACAUCGACGUAGGUUAAGUGGCACCCACCGAAUUACCUCUUCUACUCUCCGACGUGGUUCACUUGUAUAUAAGUGUAAUGUCAACUUGUUUACAGGUUACUUUGUGCUUAAUUGUGGAAGAAAAAACUAAAGUUUUAACGACAAAUGUCAAGGAACCAAUUUGACUGGAAGGUGUUUAACAAUGAAUGUGCUUAAUGCAGUAUAGACAUCAUUGGUUGUGGUCUCACACGAAUGCAUGUAUCUCCGUGUCGUCAGUCCCCACCAGUGAGGUUAUUGGCAAUAUUCUGCGGUCUGUGAAUAGCAAAUACGCAUACACUGCUGUGACUCUGACAAAUAUAACUCAGUUACUGUUUCUACUGUGGUAUGUAAAAAACAACAACAACAACAGCAACAACAAAGUAGCUUUUAGCCUGCUGUAUUUCCCUGGGACAGAUAGCACUGAGAGAGCAUGGAAAUGGGGAGAGAACAGCUGUGCCCGAGCAUGGCCUGGGGGCUGCCAGGAGCUGUGUCCUUCGGGGGGGCACUGGGAGGUGCUCGGGGGUUGGGGCUGUUGGUUGUAGCAGGGAGCUGAGCUCUGGCUUAGGAGCUCAAUAAGCACAGAGCAGUGGUGAAGAAAUGGGUCCUACACGGGUGGGUGUUAGCAGCGUGCUGAUGGGAGUGCACACAUACUGUGAGAGCACAGGCAGAGCUAAGUGGGUUGGUGCCCUUCACCUGCCACAUGCACACACAGGAACAUGUAUUGGGUGCCUCCAUGCCUCCUUGCCUGCUGUGAUCCCACGCUGCUCCACGUGUACCAGGUCCUAGCAGAAUGGGGAUCACUUUCCCCCAAGGUUUUUGGUUUUGCCCCAUUUGUACCCACAAGAAGCUGGAGGCAUCACAAACAACUGUGAGCUUCAGUUCUCCUCCCCUCACCUUAAGCAGAGAUGGGAGCACCACCACAGCCGCAGCUUAUCUGGAACAGCUGGCACUGCAUUGGGUUCACCUGAUGGAGCAUCCCCAAGAACAGCAUGGCGGGUCUCCUGUGCUCUGCAAUACACCCUGUGUACCCUUGUGUGCAAUACACACCAAUACAUUGCAGGGAUGGGGCAGCUGUGGUUGGGGUAGGCCCACCUCUAUACCCCCUGCAGGGCCACGCUGUGUGGCAGCUGCUGGCUGUGGGCUUCUGGUCAUCCCCUCCCUGAACGAUUUCUCGACGUCACUGCUUUGCACCACCACAGCUCCAAUGGGGUCAGAAGUGCUGGGGUGGAAGAGCAAAAGGAGCAGCAGCCGAGUGCCCGUGUGGCUGCACAUCCAGGGAGGAGGGUUUUGAAAGUAUUCUAGUCUUUGGCUGUUCAUCAGCAGAGCCCGUUCUGACAGCACCUCCUGCACCUGCACCUCCCAUACUGCUGCACCUCCUACACUACUGCACUGCUGCACUUCCUGCACUCCUGCACUGCUGCACAACUGCACUUGCACCACCUGCGCCUCCUGCACUGCUGUGUUGCUGCACCACCUGCACUGCUGCCUGGAGCAGCACUGAGGAGCACCGUGUGCUCAUCUUCAUCUUCCAUCCAGAACUGGGCGCUGCCAUCAGGUUCAUUGGCUGUACCACGGGGUCUGGGGCUGUGGGGCUGUGUGCACGAGGAGCCAGCAGCAGCCGCUCAGUGCUGCAGAGCAAAGCCAAUUAGCAGGGCUCCAGCUUCCUGAUAAUAAUUCUUAGGAGAAGAUGAACUGUUCUGGAAUACAUUAUUGUCUUCAUUUCUUUUCAUGUGCAAAGAAAUAAAAAGCUUGCCCUUCACUGGAAGCUGGGGUGAGGACGAUCCAGUGGUAACGAGACAAGCCCCACUCAGAGGCGGCCCUGCCGUCUCCCUCCCAGCACACAGAAGGGGCUUCUGAUCACCUCCCACUUCCACUGAUGCCCCUAUAUACCAAGGGGCAGCAGCACAAAACCCCACAGUGCUGGGGCCUACGGUACCCAGGGGUACAGGGCAGGAGCCUCACACAGGGUGGAUAUGAAGGAGCAGAGGCUGUUCAGAUUGCAGUACCUGUAUGACAAUGUGUGCAAACUUAAUUACCUCCCAUUCACACCGCACAAAGUGCAUGGGAGGUAGGAGUGGUGUCCUUUGAUACCAGCUGGUGUCAGAAAAUAAUUUUAAUCUGCCUUACAACUAUAUAAUUAAAAGCGCUUAUAUAUAGAUGUAUCUACACACACACACGUGUAUCUCUUUCCUAUGCUGAUGGACCCACAGCUGUUCUGCCUGGCAGUGGCACUGACCCACAUGGCCGGAGCAGUGGGGCUGAAUUACUGCCGUGCCCCAACACAGAGCACUGAGCUCAGCAGUGCCAGGAGGAGGAGGAAGAGGCUAAAGCUCCUCUGAAGGGAUGGGGAGAUCUGUAAAUACAGCAGGUUAAAGGCUGGCAGCGUGACUGCGGUCUGUAUUUCAAGCAGAUGUUUCCCAUGUUUUGUAGUAUCAUUUUAUUGGUAAAUAAAAACCAACCAAAGACAAAGAGGCGUUGGGUGCUGUCUGUCUACAAUUCCAUGCAACCCCUUCAGGCACUGCUUCCAGCUUAGCACCCACCAGUGCAGAGGGGAUGAGCAUCUCCCAGCCCAGCACUCAUGGUCAGGCAGCUCCAGGCACCGCAGGAGCAUCAGCGCUGCCCUGAGCUCUGCACAGCACUGAGGCUCACUGGGCCAGAAAGCUUAAAUAUUCAGGAAGGAGUGCAGCUCACUGAGCAAGUGGGGCAUUAUUUCUGGUCUCUGUUUCUGCCUCAGGAGCUGCAUGUGCAUUUUCUAUUUAUUAAUGAAUGAAUAAAGCUCACAAACAGCGUUAUUUCCCCUCCAUAAGCAGCAGGCAAGCUCUCAGCACCCAACACUACGUCAGGCUGCAGCUCCCAAGCACUGCAGUGUGGGCUCUGCCAACCACAGCCCCACUGCCCCCACAGUUUGGCAAGGAAGCAGCAGUGGUGUUUAAUCAUAACAAAAUAAAGGCUCUGCUUUGAUUUCUUCCAUCAGGGUAACCAUCCCCCUCUGAGCUUCACCCACCAGUUGGUAUCCAGUCUUCCAAAGGUUCCUGUGUUUUUGAAGUUAAUGGAGUGCUAAACAUUAUAGCAGGACCUGGGUGCUGAACCCAGCUGCAAUCAGUUAAUUGAUUUGCUCCUUCAGGUGGCUCCUAUUAAAUUUACUCACAUCUCCCUGUGCAUAGUGUAUCUCUGGGUUCUUCUGUGGAGAUCAGGGCUGCUGAGUGGGGGGGGUUUGCUGCUCCAUCCUCACUACUGUCUGGGAUGCCAACGUUCAGCUCUCUAUACUCAGUAUCUCUCAGUACAGUAUUGCUGUGGUUCUCUCUCUGAGGGGAUGUGCUGGGUGGUCUUUGCUCUGCUGCUGUUCCCUCCUCCAAGCUGAAUCCACUGCCAUCCUGCAGCCAUGUUUCAGCAGUGUUAUAACUGAUAAUCUCCUCCAGGUUAAACCUUCAAAGGCAUCCCAAGUCGUGUGUUUAAAUGACAGCAGCAAAAAUCCCCCUAACUCCUUAAAGUUAAUGAUCUUCAUUUUCAUUUCCACAUAUUUCUCUCCACAUAAUAGCCAGGUGCUAAAUCUUCAUGAGAUUUUUAUAGUUUCACUGAAGGAAUAUUUGCAUAAUUAUUAGUGCAUAAUCUACUUUAAUAGUCCCCCUGAUUUUACUAUUAGAGCCAAGCGUGUGGUGUCAGCUCGCAGCCCUGGGCUCACAGCUGCCUCCCCGUGCAGUGCUGUGCUGCUGGAGCACAGUGUGCCAGCCAUGAUGCACUGUGAUGUGGGGCCUUGGCCGUACCAUGGUGAGGGGGAAGGGGAGGGAGCAUCGUGCUGCCCAGCCCCAUGAGUUUGUCACAGUAGGUGUGUUUCUUCAUGUUACGUAGGUGGAACACAUGGGAAUUUAAAGUAAGGACAUAGACCUGCAUCACUCUGAUUGAUGUGGGGAAACUUCCAGAGGCACUUGGGCCCAAACUCAGCAGUGCCUGCUGUGUGUGGGCAUUGCUCAGCGCUCAGUGGGUGCUGUGCUCAGCGGCUCUGCGGGCAGCUUGGAGCAGUGCGUGGUGUAGAAGGAGCCGUAGCAGCCACAAAUAGACUGCAGCUCCUUCCUGCCCCAUUUGGAAGCUUACCCACUGAGACUGACGUGAGAGCGCAGAGAAAGCAUCUCCUAAAAUAAGAGCAGUGAGGUGGGGGUGCUGUGAUGACAGCGAUUAUAUAGGGAGGAAACACAGAACUUCUAAGGCGAGACACCAACCUUCUCAUACCUUCCAGCCAGAGCACACUCGCUCAUAAAGUGUCAUUUCCAGAUAUUUUUUAGACCACUCUCAGAGAGUCUGGUAACUGUUCCCUUCCUUAGGGCUUGACAAGGACAGAGGUGGUUGAUACUGUGCUCAAAAAUGGACAGAAAUAUUCAGCUCAGCAGCUCCCAUCUGGAGUGAUGGUGUAGGGCUAAUCUAGACCAAACAUUGGCUUUUAUUAGUUACAAUUCUGACACCAGCAAUCCAGGUGUAAAUCAUACCUCCUCACAAAAGCCAAAGCCAAGACUUUCUGACUCAUAAAAGCUGGAGAACACAUAAUAAAAACAUCUCAAAAAAUAUAGGUAACAGUAUGAUGACAAUACUGUCUUGGGGCAAAUUCUUUGUCUGCACUGUUUCUGACCAUGUCAAUAUCCACUUAUUGAUACCUUUAGUCAAUAGAAUCAUGUUUCAUUAAACACCUCCUGGGCUGAGCUGGGCUGCUCCUGCUGCCCCACGUCCCCACAGGGAGACCUCAGCCACUGACUCCUUCAAUAACCCCAUUAGGUGCAGCUCCAAGCAGCGAUGGCUAGGAGAGGUCUGGAUUCAUCAUCUGAUGGUGUGCUGUUCUGAGCUGUGACGCCUCUCAGUUAUUUCAGAAGAUGUUGUGUGACACCUACACGUGGAUGCUCUGAGGCUGUGCUGUGCCUCAGCUCAUCCAUGGGCUCCAUAGGAGCUGUACUGGCCACGAGCACCUCUUUGCUGCUGACAUCAUCUCCAUGCUGCUCUGAGCCCCCACGCAGAACACCAGGUCUGCUCUCGCACAACAGCUGACAAACAGCAUCCCCUGUCAUCCUCCCAGCUCGAUACAGGCAGCAACAGCACAAGUCAGGGAUUUUUUUUGAACAGGACCUGUCAGAAUAAGAUGAUAAAAUGUUGCUGUCAUCUCCCCAAAUUGUGCCUACUGUAAUCUUCAAGUUUUUUCAACAGUUUUGAUGGUACCUUAUUUCCAUAAUAGCAGAUAAACAACUAUGUAGCACAGGGCUAUAAUUUCAUUGAUUGUUCCUGGCAACCUUGUAUGCUGUGACAGCUCCUGCAGCUCGAGUGAUUUGUCACUUGGAUAUCAAGAUGCAGCCCUCCGUCUUACAUGGGCCCAUACUUUAUGCACAGCCUGCUGAAACUUCCCUUCCCUAACGUGAAGGUGUGAGGAUCCCAGGGACAUGCUGCCUUGUUUCCCUGCUGCCUCCUUUCCCAUCUACCCCAGCAGUGCCUGCUGCCUCUGCGCACACCCACCUGCACCCAAAGUCCUCCUGGGGACAGCAGGGACAUGUGGGUGCAAAGUGGGAGUGCUGCCUCUGUGUCUGAGAAACAAACGAUCCUCCUUUGUGAGCGGCACAGCUGUAAGAAAUUAGGAAAUAAGUUCUGGAUAAAUAGAUUUAUUGGUUCAAUUUGGCUUUGCAUGGUGUGUUUGUAAAAUAUUUAUUGUUUUCCUCUACGGUGCUGGAAUGAGAACCAGUUGCACAACGUCUGGGUCUUCAUUAGUGCAAUAACACAUGCACGUCUGUGUUCUGCCUCCUCUUGUCCCUUCAUUAAGCUUUCCCUCAUGAUAAAUUGGCCUCAAUCGUUAGUUAAUGAUUGCCUCUUUAGUUCGGAGUCAGAUUCCUCAAGUUAGCGGUGCUGGUUGCACAUCUCAGACUGUGCACAAACCUGUAUGUGUUUUUCUGCUCCAUAUUUAAGCCAUUCCGCUAUUCAUCCCACAGCCCAUCAGAACAGAUAAUAAAGCACUUUGUGAACA
Molecule: messenger RNA, 10520 nt
Organism: Coturnix japonica (Japanese quail)
Lineage: Eukaryota; Metazoa; Chordata; Aves; Galliformes; Phasianidae
Gene: KCTD16
Product: potassium channel tetramerization domain containing 16
Biological process (GO): protein homooligomerization; regulation of G protein-coupled receptor signaling pathway
Cellular component (GO): presynaptic membrane; postsynaptic membrane; signaling receptor complex
Molecular function (GO): protein binding
Source: RefSeq, a predicted model, not a curated record